AUGAAGCAUGCCUUCGAGAGGCGUGUUCAGGACGUUCAGUCGCCCAAGAGCGACAUCAACGCCCUGAUCCUCGACUACCUGACUAUGGAGGGCUAUCCUAAUGCUGCCGCAAAAUUCAGCAAGGAAGCCAAUCUGCAACCCUACCAAAUCGACGAGACGAUCAAGGUCCGUCAGCAGAUCCAGAAGUCAAUCCACACCGGAAGCAUUCAGUCCGCCAUUGAGGCGCUGAAUGAUUUUGAUUCGGAGAUCCUGGACCGUGAUCCGACUUUGCACUUCGCUCUGCUUCGUCUGCAGCUCGUUGAACUGAUUCGUUCGUGCACGAACACUCCUGGCGGUGAUAUUACUCCCGCCUUGACGUUUGCUACAAAUCAUCUAGGGCCUCGGGCGCCAACUGAUUCUCGUUUCCUCAAGGAUCUUGAAGAGACGAUGGCGUUAUUGAUCUUUCCUCACAACGAUCUUGAACCUCAGCUGGCAGCCAUUCUGCACCCAGACCUGAGACGGGAUGUGGCAGAUGACGUCAACAAGGCCAUCUUGCAGCGUCAAUCGGAGCGUAGGGAGGCAGCGAUUCGACAGCUAGUCAAGAUGAGGGCUUGGGCCGAGUCCACUGCGAGAGCAGAGAAGAAGGCACUUCCCGACCGAAUUGGACUCGGCUUGAAUGGAGAUGAGAGUGACGGGCAUGAUCAAAUGCAGCUGUCUUAG
Messenger RNA from Colletotrichum spaethianum, 699 nucleotides. RefSeq names its product glucose-induced degradation protein 8. Gene Ontology annotation, cellular component: nucleus; cytoplasm. NCBI's taxonomy places the organism in Eukaryota, Fungi, Ascomycota, Sordariomycetes, Glomerellales, Glomerellaceae. Bases 1 to 699 code for a protein of 232 amino acids. The record is from RefSeq and is a predicted model, not a curated record. Gene Ontology annotation, biological process: proteasome-mediated ubiquitin-dependent protein catabolic process. Gene Ontology annotation, molecular function: protein binding. The transcript is spliced from 3 exons.